AUAGACUUUUCAGCUCAUUCGGCUGAACAUCAAUACUUUUUGUGUGAUAACAGAGUACUGACAGUGCAAGAGAAAUGAGGUCCCUAACAGGAAAUGUGGAAAAAGUUGAGACUCAUUCUGGAAGAUGAAUGUGUCUAGAAGAGGUUCACUCAUGGGUCAUUACUUAGCUAGUACCAGAGACAGACUGGCCAUAGGACAGUUCUGGCAAAUGCCAGAUGGGUCGUCCAUCUUUAGCCUGGUGGGCCUGUCUGAAUUGGGCUUUUUCCGCCGAAUUAUUAUUAUUAUUAUUCUUAUUAUUCUGGCUAAUAAUUGAGGCCUCGAGGGAAAAAAGGACCGGUGUGCCCCAGUCUGUCUCUGAGUGGUACUGUUCUGAAAUGAUGUUUUCCAGUCUAGAAGUGUCAAGUGGAAUCAUCAAACUAACUUCUCACUUCAAAUUCUCUUUGUUAUGAUUCACUUUSGUUGUCCUUGCUAACUUAAUGUUUGUAUUGAUGUAAAUAAUGGAAUGUGUGUUUUAAAGAGAUCCCAAAUCUUGAYUUGAAAUGCAGUCAUAUGUGCCUCAUGACUGUUAUAGGAGGAUGUCACUUGAUUUUUCUCAUUUGUWUGAAACCUCUGAAAUCAGCUGUUGUGAAAAAGACUUACCAAUUUCCAGUUACUGUUGCCCUUUUCAGUCUCACAGGAAAAAAAUCUGGGAUAUUCCACAAGACUGUAUUCGCUUCCCAAAUGGCACCCUAUUCCCUUUAUAGCACACUAUAGUGCCCCCUGGUCAAAAGUAGUGCACUAUAAAUGGAACAGGGUGCCAUUGAGGAAACAGUCUGUGGUACAGAGAGUCCUUGUUUAGUGAUGUCACAGUUCAUGUAAACUUAGGAAGACUUCCUCUCUAAGUAUCCUCAGCUAAAAGACCGGGGACAGGAUUAGUUAGUGUGAUGCUGAGCGGAAGAGCAGACAGGGAGGCGAAGGCACAGAGAGACAGAACUGUGGGGUUUCCUUUUAAAUGUUUAGAUAUGGGAAGAGUGCAGAGCCAUAUGCUGGGGAGCAGAGGACCAGAGGUAAACAGUGAAAUGGGGCGUUGACACAGUAGAGGCAUAAACUAGGAAGCUGUAGGGGCAGUGAGGUUCUGGACUGAGGAGGCCCUGGUCUCUCUACUAACCUCAAGGGGACCAAGACGUAACCUCAAACUGGCCAACAGAUUUAUUGAUCUCCUCACUCUUCUCUAGGCGUUGAGGCCACGGGGCCAACCACAGAACCAUGGAGCCUGCCUAUACUGGGAUGUCACUGGAUAACUCUACCUCAACAGUAAUGCCCAUGGCGACCUCCGCCGGCAACACCAAUGUGAGCAGAGAGCCGUACAUGCACCGCCUGGCCCAUCUAGACGAGGGUCUCUACAAUGACUUCUACAGCCUGUGGAUCUGUCUGGUGGUGGUCAACACACUCAUCUUCAUGGUGGGAAUGGUUCUCAACACCCUGGCCCUGUACGUGUUCUGCUUCCGRACCAAGCCCAAGACCACCUCAGUCAUCUACACCAUCAAUCUGGCUGUCACAGACCUACUGGUUAACCUCUCCCUGCCCACACGUAUCAUUCUCUACUACAGUGGGGGAAAGUGCCUCAACUGCUCCUACGUGCAUAUAUUCAGCUACUUUGUCAACAUGUACUGCAGCAUCCUCUUCCUCACCAGUAUAUGRGUGGACAGAUACCUGGCCAUAGUACAGGUUGAGGCCUCUAGGAAGUGGAGGAACCCUAACGUGGCCAAGGGGGUGUGCAUUUUCAUCUGGCUCUUCGCUAUCGUGGUCACCUACUCCUUCCUCACCACGGCGUUCCGACACGCGGGCUGCUGCGUCUCCAAGCUCUUCGUCCUGACCGUCUUCGAGUUCUUCCUCCCCUUGGUCGUCAURGUGGUGUUCACCGUGCGCAUCAUGUGUGCCCUGUCCAACUCCAGUCUGAUGCAGCAGAGCAGAGAGAGGCGRGUGCGGGCRGUGCAGCUCCUCACCACUGUCCUGGUCAUCUUCACCAUCUGCUUCACCCCGUUCCACGUCAGGCAGGUGCUGGUGUACUUCUACCCCGACAUGCCCCACCACGUCAUUGUCUACCACGUCACRGUCACCCUCAGCAGCCUGAACAGCUGCAUGGACCCCAUCGUCUACUGCUUCGUCACCAACAACUUCCAGUCCAGCAUGAGGGGCUUCUUCCGCAAGGCGGAGGCAGAGCUGGAGCAGACCAGUGGGAACAUCAUCAGCAUGCAGAAUAGCUCCAAGGGCUCGGGGACUGUCACYGCUAUCGCUCACAGUGUGAUGAUGAACGUCCUGUCCUCCUCCUCUCCCCAGCAUGGGAACCACAUAGCGUUAGACUGAGAAAGGGAUGGGAAGAUUGAGGAAUGGGAUGUUCAGUGUUCAGUGUUCAGAGAGAGAUGGACUUCUAUUGCCUAACUGUGAGACUCUGGAGUGCAAUUGACAUAAUACAGUAGGCUAUUCUCCCAUUUGAGAAAAUGCUUUCCUGCUUAUAUUAUUGUAGCCUAUUGUUGGCUUGGAGAAUUAAGUACUUGAAGACAUUUUCAGACAGGAAACGUUAUUUCUCCUGUGUUGGCCUACACCAGUCACGAUGGAGGGCAUUGACACUGAAUACGACCUAUAACGUGUUUAUUGCAGCUGUUAUACCAGCUGCUCCUGCAUGAUUUAUUUCUACUGUACAAUUAUCAUCUGAGGAGUAUUUGUUUACUUUGAUCCUAGAUCGUAUGAACCUCUGACAAAAUAGACAAGUAAUAUUCUACUGCAUUGCUAUGGAAACAAAUAGAAAUAUAUGAUAGACAGCUUUUGUAGAUUAAUGUGUGACAUUGUUGUCACAAUACAUAUUUAUCGUCAGCCUUCUCAGAAACUGGUUUUAUGCAAAGCUUAUAUUACUGGCAAAUAUUACCAAACCAAUUGUCCAGAAACAUAUAGAAUAAAACAUACAAAACCUUAUUGAUUUCAUAGCAUGAACU
Salvelinus sp. IW2-2015 is the source of this 2972-nucleotide messenger RNA. Its product is annotated as G-protein coupled receptor 20. Lineage: Eukaryota; Metazoa; Chordata; Actinopteri; Salmoniformes; Salmonidae. Gene Ontology annotation, molecular function: G protein-coupled receptor activity. Gene Ontology annotation, biological process: phospholipase C-activating G protein-coupled receptor signaling pathway; positive regulation of Rho protein signal transduction. The record is from RefSeq and is a predicted model, not a curated record. Gene Ontology annotation, cellular component: plasma membrane.